Sphaeroforma arctica JP610 is the source of this 1642-nucleotide messenger RNA. RefSeq lists its product as hypothetical. The transcript has 8 exons. The record is from RefSeq and is a predicted model, not a curated record. Gene Ontology annotation, biological process: mismatch repair. The coding region runs from base 47 to 1525 and encodes 492 amino acids. NCBI's taxonomy places the organism in Eukaryota, Ichthyosporea, Ichthyophonida. Gene Ontology annotation, molecular function: mismatched DNA binding; ATP-dependent DNA damage sensor activity; ATP binding. Gene Ontology annotation, cellular component: nucleus; MutSalpha complex.
UACAGGCAAUCUCCCAUUGGUACAGUUUAUCACCCUCAUACAAACCAUGCGUCGUCUGUACACCGAUGUGGUGGCGCUACAAAGCCCAGCAAAUGGAGAAGAGUCGGCCAUAUCACAGUGCCGGUCACCGCUGCUCAAGAAACUACUCACAAUUGGCGAGGGAUUCCCAGAUUUGGAAGACGCGCUGAAGUUCUUUGAGCAAUCUUUUGAUCACGAGGAGGCGCUCUUGGCCAACAAUAUCGUACCAAAGGAAGGCGUGGAUGAGGACUACGAUGCCGCGAAGGCGGCUGUUGAGGAGAUUGAAGGUGAACUGGAAGAGCAUUUGAAGGAAGUGCAGAAGAAACUCGGCUGUAAAAAAGUGAUCUACAAGGACAUUGGGAAUGAGAAGUACCAGCUGGAGAUCCCGGUUACAGUCAAGGUACCCAGUUCGUACAUGCUCAAGUCCUCGACAAAAGCUGCAAAACGGUAUUGGACCGGUUUUAUUGAAGCGAGACAUCUACCUUUAGCCGAAGCUCGGGCGGUGUUCAACCGCGUUGUCAAGGAAACGCACGUGCGCACCCUCAAUCGCUUCGACACGUGUUCAGAUUUGUGGAAGAAGGCCGUGGCCUGUAUAUCUGAGUUCGAUUGUUUACUAUCGCUGCAUAUGUGCUCGAUGAGUUUGGGUGAACCGCGAUGCAGGCCGAUACUGAUGGAGAGUGACGACAGCACUCCUCCUGUACUGGACCUCAAGUCCAUGCGCCAUCCUACCAUUGCUCAUAGACUGUCAGAGGGUUAUGUACCUAACGAUACGCUUCUGGGCCUCAACGAAGAGAGCAAGGGAGCGCCUAUAGUAUUACUAACGGGGCCUAAUAUGGGGGGUAAAUCGACCCUGCUCAGGCAAACGUGCAUGGCCAUAGUUAUGGCACAGUUGGGCUGCUUCAUACCCGCCGAGAGCUGUCGUAUGACACUCACGGACAGAAUAUUCACGAGGAUAGGAGCGAACGACAAUAUACUGGCGGGUCAGUCCACGUUCAUGGUGGAGCUUAAGGAGACUAGCAACAUUCUACAACAUGCCACGAAAAACAGUCUGGUGAUUCUCGACGAAUUAGGCAGGGGUACUAGUACCUUUGAUGGCUACGCUAUAGCCUUUGCCGUGCUGAAGCACCUUAUCAACGAUGUAGGCUGUCGAGCCAUGUUUGCUACACACUAUCAUAUGUUGUGCGAGGAGUUCAAAAGGGAGAGGAGCGUCGCCAACAUGCACAUGAGCUGUUUAGUAGACGAGGACAAGCGUGAUGUAACCUUCUUGUAUCAACUAGCGCUGGGUGUGUGCUCCAAGAGUUAUGGUAUGAACGUGGCUAACAUGGCCGGCGUCCCUCGCCAAGUGAUUGAGCGCGCAGAGGAGAAAGCAAAAUUAAUAGAAAUCAACGGCGGUUAUAGCCGUAUGGCUCACACAUACUCUACAUCAAAUCCUGAAUUUUUAACACUUUUCAAAGCUCUAAAGGAUAAUGAUAGUCAACAGCUGAUGAAUUUGCUUGAAGGGUUAUGAUGUGAUGAUGAGGUUAGGAUAGUGUGCGUGACAUAAUGCAUCAGAUAGACACCGAAUAGUAUCCACCAAAAGCAAUAAAUGUACAGCAAUAAAGUUGCAUGAUCUGCAAAAGUUGGC